Messenger RNA from Emys orbicularis (European pond turtle), 2061 nucleotides. RefSeq names its product lebercilin LCA5 (gene LCA5). Gene Ontology annotation, cellular component: axoneme. The coding region runs from base 1 to 2061 and encodes 686 amino acids. NCBI's taxonomy places the organism in Eukaryota, Metazoa, Chordata, Testudines, Emydidae. The record is from RefSeq and is a predicted model, not a curated record. Gene Ontology annotation, biological process: intraciliary transport. The transcript is spliced from 7 exons.
AUGGGAGAAAGAACAAGGAGCUUGGAUUCUGACCAUGACAGAACAUCGGAUGGUGAUAAAAAUAGCAACUCCUACUAUUCAGAUGAAGAUAAUGCAUCUCAUGCCUCUGACCGAUCACUUACACUAAGCUCUCAGUCUACAAGCCAUGGGAAAAAAGAUCACAAAACAGAGACUUUGAGUAGCCUUGUGCAUUACCAAGCCACUAAGAAACCAGUUUCCAAAUAUGCACCAGCCAAAAGAGGGAGAAGGUGGGGUUUUCGCUCCCAGAGCCUCAAUAGGGAUUCUCCUGCAAAAGAUAUAGAUCUUGUUACAAAAAGGGUUCUUUCUGCCAGACUGCUAAAAAUCAAUGAGCUUCGGAAUGAAGUAACUGAACUCCACAUCAAACUAGAUGAGCUGCAGAAAGAAAACAGGGCACUGAAGAGGCUUCAGUACAGGCAGGAGAAAGCCUUGAAUAAGUUUGAAGAUACAGAAAAUGAAAUCUCUCAGCUCCUCGCUCGACAUAACAAUGAGAUUAGAAUAUUAAGGGAGCGCUUACGAAAAUCUCAAGAGAGAGAACGCACAACUGAGAGAAGACUGAAAGAGUCAGAGGAUGAACUGUACAGGACAAAAAAUUCUUUGCAAAAACUGAAAAAGCUUUCUGAAGAUAAGCACUUAGCUGAACGAGAUGAACUGGCAAAGAAGCUAGCCUCAGCAGAGAACAGACUGGAUGAGAGUGAGAAAAGAAUUAAGGAUUUGGAGAAAAAUCUUGAGCUGAAUAACAGCAGUUUCCAGCGACAGUUGCAAUCUGAGAAAAAAAAGGUACAUGAGGCCCAAGAAGAAAAUAAAGCUCUCCAAGAAGAGCUUCAACAACUAAAUCAAAAGCUAAAGGAAAAAGAGAGAGAACUUGAUGCAAAAAAUAUAUAUGCUAACCGUAUGUUGAAGCCAUCACCUAAAAAAGACACAGAUGUUACACAAAGAAAAAAAGCCACUAGCCAGAAUACUAAAAAAGGAAUCCAGACUACAAAAGGAGUACAGACUAGUGGGUACUUCUCACCAAUAGAAUUUCCUCCACCACCAGAGUUUGUUUCUGUUUAUGUAACAGAUCAGAAAGAAGAGGAGACACUUCUCAGAAUGGAACAGGAAACUAAGAAAAAAGAAUGGAAAGAACAAGCAGAGCAUCUAAGUCAAGAACGGAACAGGGAGAGAGAGGAGAAAAUGAAACAUGACCAAGAACUGCAGGCUUUAGAGGAGAAAGCCCAGAAACUAUGUGAUGAGUGGAAAAAAGAAGCAUUUGACAGAAGGAAAAAAGAAAAUAACUUUUUAUUGGCUAAAGAAGAAGAGGCAAGAAUUGAGUCAGAAAUAUAUAAAAUUGAAAAUGAGACACACAACACUGAAAAACUAGAAGACCGACAAAAAAAAGAGUUGCUGCUGGCUAAAAUGUAUAAAAUUGACAGAGAAACUCAAAACACUAUUAGUAUGAAACUUGCUUCGCAAGCACACCUCACAGAUACAGAAUCAAAAUCUGACUCCCUAGAGAAAAAUGAGAAAACGUACCAGUUCUUAGAGACCACAGAUAAAUUGUUUAAUGGAUUUCCAGUAUAUGACAGCCAUGAUGUUACUACAAAAGCAGAAGGACAGAAGCGGCAAAAUGUUAGAACCACAGAUUCAAGUAAUGAUUUGACAUUUGGUAGUUACGUACCUUCCUUUGGGAAAGGAUCCGGGAGGCCAAGUUGGCUUAAUCAAAAAAGUAUUGUCUUAGAAGAAAAUACUAAAGAAAAUACAGAUUUCAAUACUAAGAAAGAGAAAAAGUCUAAUUUAAUGGAGCAACUUUUUGGAACUAGUGCCAACACCAUCGCUCCACCUAAAAGCAGUGACUCAAGUCCUUUGGAAGCUGACUAUGAUUCCGGCAGUGCUCUUCCUCCAGGCAAAAGCAAUAAAGUUAAAGUUAAAGAUGAUGAUUUUUUUUUCAGUGAAGGAAGAAAUUUUAACCCAAAUAGGCACCGUUUACAGCACACAACAAGCAGGCCAGCAGUUAAGGCUGUUGAUUCUUUCGAAGAUGAAAUUGAAGAAGUAAUCCUGUGA